Molecule: messenger RNA, 2268 nt
Organism: Lodderomyces parapsilosis
Lineage: Eukaryota; Fungi; Ascomycota; Pichiomycetes; Serinales; Debaryomycetaceae
Exons: 1
Coding region: 1-2268 (755 amino acids)
Biological process (GO): long-chain fatty acid metabolic process
Cellular component (GO): endoplasmic reticulum; membrane
Molecular function (GO): long-chain fatty acid-CoA ligase activity
Source: RefSeq, a predicted model, not a curated record
AUGGCGCUCAGAUUACCUUCCAUAGUCGAUACAGACUUGAACUCACUCUACGCACCAGAUGAAAGUCCUGUUGUAUUUCAAAAUGCUGAUGAGUUGCCACUUGAUACUUUGGUGAAUCAUAUUUUACCUGUGCCAGAGGAUAUUGGUGGAAGAGCUGUCAAGGUUCCCGGCACUGCAAAACCAGGAUACUCAGAGUUUUAUAGAAAUGGCGCUUUCCCAAAUGGAGUGAAGCUGUAUUUGUUACCAGAGUUGAACACUUACCAUGCUAUUUUCGAGGCAACUGUCAAAGGACAUCCAAACAGACCUUGCUUGGCUCACCAUGAAUACGAUUAUGAAAAUGAGGAGCAUAAAGAGAGAUAUGUUUACCUGACAUACCAAGAGGUCAAUGAACUUAAACACAAUUUUGCCAGUGGAUUAUUAUUUUUGCUUGAGAACAACCCAUACAAGAACCUCGAUUUAGAAUCUCAUCAAAAAAUUAUCAACCACGCGAAAGACUACAAGCUGUAUGAUAAAGAUAACCUUUCUUUUAUUGUGACAUUUUAUUCUGGGAACAGACCGGAGUGGAUAAUCUCAGAUUUGGCAUGUUCUUCCAAUUCCUUAGCAUCAACAGCAUUGUAUGACACUUUGGGUCCAGCAUCGUCCAAAUACAUAUUACACACUACUGAAUCCCCGGUAGUCAUUUGUUCCAAAAACAAAAUUGAGAGUUUGAUCAAAAUGAAAGCUUCAAACCCAAAAGACCUCGAAUCUUUGAUCACUCUUGUGUCAAUGGAUCCUUUGAAACCCAGGGACAAGAAAUUAGAUGCAGCAUUAGUUAAAUUAGCUGAUAAAAACAACAUCAAAUUGUAUGAUUUCAAUCAGGUGGUCAAGAUUGGUGAAAUUUUCCCUCGAGCUGAAACCAUCCCCACUCCGGAAACGACAUUCACCCUUACUUUUACCUCUGGUACUACCGGAGCCAACCCAAAGGGUGUUGUAUUGCUGCAGAAGGCAGCUGCUGGAGCAAUUCUGGGCUAUUCGAUAUUAUUGCCUCAUCAUAAAGAUACCAAAGAUUUUGCGUUUUUACCGUUGGCUCAUAUAUUUGAAAGACAUAUGUCAUCAUCAAUGUUUCUUUGCGGAGGUUGUUUAGGAUUCCCCAGGUUAGGGGGUACCCCGCAGACAUUGUUUGAAGAUUUGAAGCUAUACAAACCCACAUUUUUUGCCUGUGUUCCUCGUAUCUUUUCCAAGAUUGAAACAAUCAUCAAAGCAUCGACAAUUGAUUCAUCAUCAAAGAUUAAUAGAGCCUUGUAUACACAAGCUAUCGAAACAAAACGCUCCAAGCAAGAGACUGGAGGUAAAGGGGAGCAUUUCAUUUAUGAUCAAACAUUGAUCAGGAACUUGCGCUCUAAGUUUGGAUUUGAUAAUAUGGAGACAUGCUAUAUUGGUGGUGCUCCUAGUGCUGCUGAAAGUAUCGGUUUUUUGAAGGCAAGUUUAGGUAUUGGUAUCAGUCAAGGAUAUGGUCUGAGUGAAUCAUUUGCUGGUAUCUUUAUGUCAUUACCAUUCCACACUCCUAGCAUGGGAACAUGUGGCUCAGUCACUCCAAUGAUUGAAGCCAGGUUAAGAGAAUUGCCUGAAAUGGGCUACCAUUUGAGUGAUAAAGGUGGACCCAGGGGAGAGUUGCAGUUGCGCGGAUCUCAAAUGUUUAGUCACUACUACAAGAAUCCAGAAGAGACAAAGAAGAGUAUCGAUGAAGAUGGGUGGUUCUCUACUGGAGAUGUGGCUCAGAUUACGAACGAGGGAUGGUUUGUUAUUAUCGACAGGGUAAAGAAUUUUUUCAAAUUAGCUCAAGGGGAAUACGUUACCCCGGAAAAGGUUGAAAACUUGUACCUCACGACUAAUUCCAUAUUGACACAAGUAUAUGCACAUGGGGACUUUACUCAAUCCUAUUUGGUAGGAAUCAUUGGUGUGGAUCCAGUGAAUAUUGUUAACUUUUUAACUGAAAAGUGUAAUAUCCCAGCAAAUGAGUUGGAUACCGAAGAAAAAAUUCUUCAAGUUUGCAAUAAGCGCCUGAUUAGAACUCAAAUUUUACUACAAUUAAACACAAACAUUGGGUCUGUGCUUAAUGGAUUUGAAAAGUUGGCCAAUAUUUACAUUGAGUUUGAGCCUUUGAAAUUGGAGAGGGAUGUUAUUACUCCAACAUCCAAAUUAAGAAGACCAAUUGCGUCAAAAUUCUUUAGACCUCAGAUUGAUGCUAUGUACAAAGAAGGUUCAAUCUUGAAAGACUUGAAAUUGUGA